Solanum verrucosum is the source of this 1524-nucleotide messenger RNA. Its product is annotated as mannose-6-phosphate isomerase 2-like. The coding region runs from base 5 to 1312 and encodes 435 amino acids. The record is from RefSeq and is a predicted model, not a curated record. Gene Ontology annotation, cellular component: cytosol. Gene Ontology annotation, molecular function: zinc ion binding; mannose-6-phosphate isomerase activity. Gene Ontology annotation, biological process: GDP-mannose biosynthetic process; carbohydrate metabolic process. NCBI's taxonomy places the organism in Eukaryota, Viridiplantae, Streptophyta, Magnoliopsida, Solanales, Solanaceae. The transcript has 5 exons.
CUUUAUGGAGUCUGACUUGUUGUCGGCGAAGAAUGGGAGAGGGAGGCUGGUGAGGUUGAUGGGCUGCGUGAAGAAUUACGAUUGGGGACCACCCGGGAAGGAAUCUCGUGUAGCACGGCUGUAUGCUUGCAAUAGUGGUAACUAUGUUGACCAAGAGAAGCCUUAUGCCGAAUUUUGGAUGGGGACUCACGAUUCUGGGCCUUCCUAUGUUGUGGAAGGAACUGAGAAUGGAUUGGUUAAUGGUAAGGGAGAGACACACAAGUUAACAUUGAAGAAUUGGAUUCAAAACAACCCUAGUGUUCUUGGAGAGAAGGUUGUGAACAAAUGGGGUACUAACCUUCCUUUUCUCUUCAAGGUACUAUCUGUUGCAAAAGCUUUGUCCAUACAGGCCCAUCCAGACAAGGAUUUAGCCUCUCGUCUGCAUAGUGAGCUUCCGGAUGUUUAUAAGGAUGACAAUCACAAACCAGAGAUGGCAUUGGCGUUGACGGAAUUUGAGGCAUUAUGUGGAUUUAUAAGUCUCGAGGAGCUUAAGUUGAUUGUUCAAACUGUGCCCGAGAUUGUCGAAUUGGUCGGUACUGCACGCACAGAGCAGGUAUUGGAAUUGAAUGAGGAUGAUGGGAAGGAAAAAGGUAAAUUAGUGCUACAAUCAGUAUUUACUGAGCUGAUGUCAGCCAACAAGGAUGUGGUUGCUGAAGUGAUAGCUAAGCUUAUUAGUCGCCUACACGUUAAAAAUCAGGCAAGGGAGCUGACAGAGAAAGAACAAGUGGUGCUUAGACUUGAGAAGCAGUAUCCAGCUGAUAUUGGUGUCUUGGCUGCAUUCAUGUUAAAUUAUGUGAAACUCAAUCCUGGUGAAGCCUUAUAUUUAGGAGCAAAUGAACCUCAUGCUUAUUUAUAUGGUGAUUGUAUUGAAUGCAUGGCAACAUCAGACAACGUGGUACGUGCUGGCCUAACUCCAAAGCACAGAGAUGUUAAAACUCUAUGCUCAAUGCUCACUUACAGACAGGGUUUUCCUGAAAUUCUGCUGGGCACUGCAGUAAAUCCUCAUGUUAUGAGGUACAUUCCUCCUUUUGAUGAAUUUGAAGUUGAUCGCUGUAUUCUUCCCGAACAAUCAACUGCUGAAUUUCCUGCUAUUCACGGUCCAUCCAUUUUUAUGGUCGUGGAGGGAGAGGGAACAUUAACCUCAUCAUUAAAGGAGAUUAUCCAUGAAGGUGAUGUCCUUUUUGCACCUGCAAACACCAACAUUACUGUUUCGACAUCUUCUGGUUUGCAAUUAUAUAGAACAGGAAUAAACAGCAGGUUUUUCGAGGAGUGAGUUGUGUACGUAUGCUAGUACAUAAAAUUGUUCAUCAAGUUUCCUUUAUACGAAAGUCGGCUGAUCCAACCUUGUAAUAUUAGCGUGUGCAUGUCCAUGUCCAUGUCCAUGUCCAUGCCAUUUCUGUAAAUCAGGUAUACAAAAUAAAUAUGACUACUGAUAUAGUUGCCUCAUUGUACCAGUCUAGUGAUUCACAAUCUAAAUGGAAUAGG